This is a messenger RNA of Drosophila biarmipes, 1172 nucleotides long. RefSeq names its product protein Rae1. The transcript has 2 exons. Gene Ontology annotation, molecular function: RNA binding; ubiquitin binding. The record is from RefSeq and is a predicted model, not a curated record. Bases 120 to 1127 code for a protein of 335 amino acids. Gene Ontology annotation, cellular component: nuclear pore. Gene Ontology annotation, biological process: RNA export from nucleus; transcription-dependent tethering of RNA polymerase II gene DNA at nuclear periphery. Lineage: Eukaryota; Metazoa; Arthropoda; Insecta; Diptera; Drosophilidae.
CCAUCAUUUCUGUUUUGAAAUGUAUUUCAUUCCCCACUUUUAAGAUUAUUCGCUAAAUAACAUUAUCACAAACAAACAAAACCAAAAAGUAUAAGCUACAUAACUGCGGAAUCCCCAUCAUGUACCAAGCAAGCCAAAAAAGCGCAGAGCAGAGGAAGGAUUACGAGCUGCCCGAUCCGCCCAGCGACUCCGUUUCCGCCCUGGAAUUCGCACCGGGAACGAGUUCCUGGGACGGUAUCUGCGCCGGGAGUUGGGAUCAGUCGGUUCGCCUCUGGGAAGUGCAGUCGGAUAGGGUGGAGCCCAAGGUCUUGAAGGCCCUGGAUGGCGUGCCCUUGGAUGCCGCUUGGAACGACUCGGGGAGUAAGAUAUACCUGGCGGAUACCAACGGCUCCGUGGUGGAGUGGGACCUUGAGUCCAACCAGCUGAGGAAGGUGGGUGCCCAUGAGCGAGGAGCUCGCACCUGCCACUGGGUCGGUUCCUACCUGAUGACCACCUCCUGGGACAGGACCAUUAAGUUCUGGGAUCCACGCACUGCCUCGGAGCUGGCCACAAAGGAUCUUCCCGAGCGCAGCUUCGCCGCCGACGUCCUCCACCCAGUUGCAGUGGUGGCCUGUGCCGACCAGUCCGUCCUGGCCUUCAGCCUGGACGGGGGACCCGUGGAGCAGGCGCGGCUUUCGUGCCCGGGACUGGGCAACCAUCAGGUGCGAUCCCUGGCCAUUUUGCAGAGCAAUGCGACCGGUCAAAUGAGCUGGUUCCUGGCCAAAACCAAUGGCGUGGUGUACGAGCAGAGUUUGACCAAGAGAAGCGGCUGUCUGCCCACCAGGUGCCACCGCUCAGUCGGAUUGGACGGCUACCUGGACACCCAUGUGGUGAACGAGGUGAAGGUCAACAGGGUGACGGGCAACAUGGCCACCGUGGGUUCCGACGGGGUGUUCUGCUUCUGGGGCAACCGCAUGGCCGGCAAGUUGAUGCAGAGCCAGGUGCACGACCAGCCGAUUACCAGGUGCUCCAUCAGCGGCGAUGGCCAGCUGUUCGCCUACGCCCUGGGCUACGAUUGGAGCAGGGGACACGAGCACUUCGACCCCAACAAGAAGCCGCAGAUAUUCCUUAGACCUUUCGUGAACUAGAAGGCUUCACACCCAACCAUAUCUUGUAUAAAAAGUGUUUGUUUA